Messenger RNA from Phlebotomus papatasi, 804 nucleotides. It is a transcript of the gene Fkbp12, whose product is annotated as peptidyl-prolyl cis-trans isomerase Fkbp12. The record is from RefSeq and is a predicted model, not a curated record. The transcript is spliced from 2 exons. Gene Ontology annotation, molecular function: peptidyl-prolyl cis-trans isomerase activity. Bases 135 to 461 code for a protein of 108 amino acids. NCBI's taxonomy places the organism in Eukaryota, Metazoa, Arthropoda, Insecta, Diptera, Psychodidae.
CACUCACACUUUGCAUUCGCACUUCACCACAUCGACGCCAUUUUUCCGGGUCGCGUCAGUAUUUUCCUUGCAAAAUAAUUGCACUGCAUUUAGUGGCAUUUAUUCGUGAACUAGGAGACUCAGGUGUUUAAAAAAUGGGUGUUGACAUUAUUCCGAUUUCUCCAGGAGAUGGAAGUACAUUCCCGAAGAAUGGCCAAACUGCUGUGGUGCACUACACGGGUACUCUCCAGAAUGGCGAGGUGUUUGAUUCUUCGCGAACCCGCGGGAAACCCUUCAAGUUCACCGUUGGCCAGGGUGAAGUGAUCCGAGGCUGGGAUGAGGGUGUACCUCAGAUGUCAGUGGGACAACGUGCUAAACUCGUAUGUUCUCCUGACUAUGCCUACGGCAGUCGUGGACAUCCUGGUGUCAUUCCACCCAAUGCCACACUCACCUUUGACGUCGAACUCAUUAGAGUAGAAUAAAUUUUGGUAUCCUCUUGUUCAUGAAGCAUCUUCCUGGAGGGAGAGGGCUAACCAUUUUGUUUUUGGGAUGCCCACAUCAAAGUAAGAUUUAAAAAAAAACAGCUUUUCUCGACAAUCCUUCCUCCAAGCACAACACAUCUGUAAGAAUUUUGUGGAGCCCUCUGGGCGCCUCUUGAUUUCAACCACCCAUGCAGUUCCGUGUUCAACAGAAAGAAAUAACAAAGCAAUUUUAGAGGAAAUAAUCUUCAUUUCCAGCCAACUCUGCAAUGCCGAGAUGUUGAAAAUAAAAUAAUAUUGUGUGACAAAAAAAGACCUCUUCAAAUAAACCCAUAACUUUAUUGCA